Messenger RNA from Chinchilla lanigera (long-tailed chinchilla), 1945 nucleotides. It is a transcript of the gene Art5, whose product is annotated as ADP-ribosyltransferase 5. NCBI's taxonomy places the organism in Eukaryota, Metazoa, Chordata, Mammalia, Rodentia, Chinchillidae. The transcript is spliced from 5 exons. Bases 766 to 1692 code for a protein of 308 amino acids. Gene Ontology annotation, molecular function: NAD+ poly-ADP-ribosyltransferase activity; NAD+-protein-arginine ADP-ribosyltransferase activity. The record is from RefSeq and is a predicted model, not a curated record.
CGGUGUCGCCAGAGUCUGAGAUCACAGCAGGGAUGGGGCGGGAUGGACCCUGAGACCCCAGGCGAGAGCUCUGCCCCUGACUCACCCCUCCCCCGGGGAAGGGGCAGAGGAUAAAGAGGAUGGAGGGGAGCAGGGGCUGCGCAGAUGCGCAAACGUGACCAACAGGCAGGCCACAUGCAAAUCAUAUGCAAAUCAGCGAGCGCACGCGUGGCCCCCUCCCGGCAAGCGGCAGCUCCGCGGGGCGACCCUCGCGCGGCUCCCCGGCCGAGUGGUCUGGGGGCCGGGCGGGAGGGUCAGGGCCUGGCUGACCCUUGUGAGGCAGAGUCUCACAAGUUCCUCCCCUAUCCUGGCCUCGUGGAGCCACGAGGGUUCUGGCGGAGGAAGCCACGGUCCUUGGCAGGGGAGUUUCACGCUCAGCCCCUCACUCCGCCACUCCCGCUCCCCACGCCCCGCGUCUGUUGUUGGGCGACUGGUGUCGGGUUACCGCCCAGGGGCUAUAGUUAGCCGCGGGGACUUUGUGUGGCAAUCGCGGAGAGCGCCGCGCCCGCCGGACUCUACCCCGCUGCCUGCCGCAAGCACCAGCGCUCCUUCCCGCUCAGCUCCGCAACCUUCAGGCCACGCCCACACCAGCCUGGGUCCGCAGACCUGAAGCGAGGACCCCUCAAGUGGUAGGAAGAAGGGUGCUGGAGCCCAUUGAAGCCGGGACUCCGCCGCUGCAGGUCUCACCCUCACCAAGACCUCACCGUGCAAGACUCCUCAGGAAGGAUGCUGAAGGCUCUGCUGAUCGUCCUUAGCUGCCUCGGCCUCCACACCCUCUGGCAGGCCCAGGCUGUUCCUAUCCUGCCCCUGGGCCUGGCUCCAGACACUUUCGAUGAUGCCUAUGUGGGCUGCUUGGAGGUCAUGGAAGAGAAGGCAGCCGCCCUGCUAAAAGAGGAGAUGGCCCAACAUGCCCUGCUGCGGGAGUCCUGGGAGGCAGCCCAGGAGGCCUGGGAGCACCGGCGUCGAGGGCUCACUCUGCCCCCUGGCUUCAAAGCCCAGCAUGGAAUAGCCAUUAUGGUCUAUACCAACUCAUCUAACACCUUGUACUGGGAGCUAAACCAGGCUGUGCGCAUGGGCGGUGGCUCCCGGGAGCGCUACAUGAGGCACUUCCCCUUCAAGGCCCUGCAUUUCUACCUGACCCGAGCCCUGCAGCUGCUUCGGGGCAGUGGAGGCUGCAGCAGGGAACCUGGGGCAGUGGUGUUUCGAGGCGUGGGCAGCCUUCAGUUUGAACCCAAGAGGCUUGGGGACCUGGUCCGCUUUGGCCAGUUUGCCUCCAGCUCCCUGGAUGAGGCAGUGGCGCGCGGGUUUGGUAAUGCCACCUUCUUCUCUCUAAGGACUUGCUUUGGGGCCUCUAUCCAGGCCUUGUCUGUCUUCCCUGAGGAGCGUGAAGUGCUGAUUCCCCCCCAUGAAGUCUUCUUGGUCACUGGGUUCUCCCAGGAUGGAGCCCGGAACAUAGUGACUCUCUGGAGCUAUAAUCAAACCUGCAGCCACUUUAACUGCGCAUAUCUGGGUGGGCAGAAGAGGCGGGACUGUGUGUCCGUACCAGCCGUAGGGCAGCCAGAGCCGCCCAGUGAAAGAGCUUUCCCUCUGCUCUCCUGGAAGACCCCAUUCUUGGGCCCUGGGAGGUUCCAGCUCUCAGGAGCUGGGCCUUGAAAGCCCAACACUGUCCCUUAGGAAUCCUGGGAACUGGUGAGCUUCCUGUGAAGAGGGGCUCCAAAUGGCCUCAAGAAGCAAGCGCAUGGCUCCGGACCUAGCCCAAGCAGCCAUCUCCCCAGUCCGGCUUUGGGGAGACUGAGGCCGUGGCAGGGUUGCGGGAGUCCUGCGGUGUGGUGGGGACUUUCUGGGACAAAUGGGAAGUACUGUGGUGACCACCCAAUUAAACAGUGUUGUAGUGUGGAGACGUGGA